Notothenia coriiceps (black rockcod) is the source of this 1483-nucleotide messenger RNA. RefSeq names its product 15-hydroxyprostaglandin dehydrogenase [NAD(+)]-like. Bases 65 to 835 code for a protein of 256 amino acids. Gene Ontology annotation, molecular function: oxidoreductase activity, acting on the CH-OH group of donors, NAD or NADP as acceptor. The transcript has 7 exons. The record is from RefSeq and is a predicted model, not a curated record. Gene Ontology annotation, cellular component: cytoplasm. Lineage: Eukaryota; Metazoa; Chordata; Actinopteri; Perciformes; Nototheniidae.
UCUAUCCCUUUCCAGUGGGUAUCAUACGGCUGACCACCUCCUCCCUUCUGAUUGAAUACCUGAAAUGGCGUUAAAUGGUAAAAUCGCCGUAGUGACCGGAGCAGCCCAGGGGAUAGGAAAAGCAAUAACAGAGUUACUCCUGCAAAACGGGGCUAAGGUUGCCCUCUUGGAUACGAAUAAAACUAAAGGGGAGAGUUUGAAGGAAGCCCUGGACCAACUGUAUGGAGAACAGAGUACUCUCUUUCUACACUGUAAUGUUGAAUCAGACGAGCAAAUCAAAGCUGCCUUUCAAGAAACUCUAGCAACAUUUGGAAGAAUGGACAUCCUGUGCAACAACGCUGGCAUCUUGAAUGAAGUAGAGUGGGAGAAAACUAUCUCCAUAAACCUCGUGGCUGUUGUCAGGUUUACCUACCUGGCUCUGGAGCACAUGAACGAGAUGACUGGAGGUCAGGGAGGGGUCAUCGUCAACACUGCAUCCAUGGCAGGUCUGGGUCCUGGAAAAAGCUGUCCUGUCUAUACUGCCACUAAACAUGGAGUGGUCGGCUUCACUCGAGCAAUGGCUGCUGCCUCUACUGCCGCAGGCUACGGUGUUCGAUUCAACGCCGUUUGCCCAGGUUUUGUCCAAACUGAACUCUUGACAGGCCUGUCGAACAAAUUGGGACAAUUCUCCCAACUGGCUGAUGAAUUCCAAAGAAAUGCAGAAAAAAGCACGUUAACUGUGUCUGAAGUAGCUGAUUGCCUCCUCGAGCUGGUGACGGAUGAGACCAAGAAUGGAGAGGCCUUACAAAUUAGAUACAAUGGAAAGAAAUACAUGACAUUUCCUGUUUUUACCUAAUAGGUAACGAUUAUACAGUCGGACCAACAAAACAAAGCCCACCAACUGAAUCCUGUAAUGUUUCACACUGCACUAACUCAAUCCUGUAAUGUUUCACACUGAACUAAUCUGCUUAAAAAUGUUUCAUCAUGGUAUAAUAAUCACCAGUACUUCACCAGUCAUGUGAAAAAUGAUCUGUUAAAUCCUUACACAUCUGAUCAUAUUCUAGAUGAUAUAACAUGUUUGUUUUAAGUGUUUUUUAUAUGUAUAGUCUACAAAAAUAACAAUCUGAUUUUAUUAAUAAAUGAAUAAAACCUUACAUAACUCUGUCUUUCCUUUCAGUCAGUCACUUAAAAAUCUUCAAGAAGCAAAUAUUGCUUGCUUAGGCUUUGCCAUCUGACUCUAUUUGAAUAUUUUGCAUAAUAAAGGCAGCAAACGUAAUACUGUGAUUUUAAAAGAGGUUAUGCCUCGCAAUGCCAGUGGUAAUCUGUCCGCUCAUUCCUUUUGCCUUCCUGUUAAUGCAUGUUUGUUCUCUCUGUAAACAGACCCAGGAAAUAUAAGUCACUUGUACAUCCACCCUGAUCAUUAUCCAUCACACAUCGUCUGUUUUUAUUCAUUUGGUUAUUUGAUUGAUUUAUAUACUGCACUGUCUUGUUUAUGUCUCUUAUG